AUGGAGAGCCCUUGGGGAAUUUGUGUGUGUUUGUACUGCUGCCUACUCUGGCUCUCUGCGGGCACGCAGCGCUCCCCCAGCUCCAGGGGCCGGGGGAGCUCUGAGAAGGCCCCGGGGUUUUCUGCAGCUCCUGAGGACGCUGCCAGCGAGCUCAGCGCGGUUCUGCAGCUGCCCAAAGGUGGRGCACCAGGCCUUGCCCUCCUGCCCCCCGUGCUCAAGGUGCUGUCCAGCCGCAGCCCCCGGGGCUGGCACAGCGAAGCACCGCGGCUGCGGCCCGACUCCAGGGCCCUUCGGUACAUGAAGAGGCUGUACAGGAUGUCUGCCACCAGGGAGGGCAUCCCCAAGGCGCACCGAGGCCGCCUCUAYAACACGGUCCGGCUCUUCACUCCGUGCUGGGAAUGCGAGCCCCGCCGCGGGGGCCUGGGGAAAGGAGAUGUUCACUCGGUGGAUUUACUCUUCAACUUGGAUCACGUUACUGCUCUGGAGCACUUAAUCAAGUCUGUCUUGCUCUACUCCUUUGACACAUCUGUCCCCAUUUCCUCUUCCAUUACCUGCAUAUGCCAUUUAUCCCUUAAGGAACAUGAUUUUUCCAACCAAGUUUGCCCCAGCAUUUCCCACUCUCUGACUUCUAGUCUGCACUUAAAUGUUAGGAAACGCAAAUGGGUGGAGAUGGAUGUGACUUCUUUCCUCCAGCCUCUUAUUGCUAUGAACAGGAGGAACGUCCAUAUGGCUCUGAACUUCACUUGUCUGAGGGGUGGCCCACAAGGGAGCACAAAACUGGAGAACGCUGUUAAUGUGACACUGGUUCCCCCUUUCCUUCUGUUGUAUCUGAAUGACACCAGUGAGCAAGCUUAUCACCGGGGAAACUCACUCRGGGAUGGGAGGCAGAGCCCAGCACGGGCCAAGCAAAGGAGCAGCCGGCUUGUGGAUCCUACAAAAGGUGAUAGAGGACAAGGCAAUUCCCAGGGUAAAAGGGCCUCUCGCCAGCGAAGGAAUGAGAAUCUGAAAGCACCAGCCACUUCACCUCAUAAUUUGAGUGAGCAUUUGAGGCAGUUUGUGUUCCCUCAGCACGAGUGCAGGCUGCACAAUUUCCGGCUGAGCUUCAGCCAGCUGCGCUGGGACCGUUGGAUCAUCGCCCCGCACAGGUACAGCCCUCAGUUCUGCCAGGGGGACUGUCCCCGUGCCCUGGGCCACCGCUACGGCUCCCCUGUGCACACCAUGGUGCAGACCCUCAUCUACGAGCGCCUGGACCCCUUGGUGCCCAGGCCCUCGUGUGUGCCAGCCGAGUACAGCCCGCUCAGCGUGCUGACCAUCGAGCCCGACGGCUCCAUCGCCUACAAGGAGUAYGAGGACAUGAUCGCCACCAAGUGCACCUGCCGCUAAUGGGACUGUGCUUUGCUGCACCUUGGCAUGGGUUUGCAUUCCCAAAUCUGUGCUCUCAAAUACAGGUUUUAUUUUUGCACUCUCAAGAUCUGUAGCUACAAUUGACUGAGCAGYGUUGCUGUAACUCCAGGAGCUGGGAUGUAGCACGGAGUUAGUAGAAGGGGUUCACAUCAGUGAUUUUUUGUAUGUACACUUAAAUGUAAAUAGUGUCUUUUUGUUGGGAGAAUUUUGCAUUUAAA
Molecule: messenger RNA, 1622 nt
Organism: Malurus melanocephalus (red-backed fairy wren)
Lineage: Eukaryota; Metazoa; Chordata; Aves; Passeriformes; Maluridae
Gene: GDF9
Product: growth differentiation factor 9
Exons: 2
Coding region: 1-1383 (460 amino acids)
Biological process (GO): BMP signaling pathway; SMAD protein signal transduction
Cellular component (GO): extracellular region
Molecular function (GO): growth factor activity; cytokine activity
Source: RefSeq, a predicted model, not a curated record